GCAAGGCAUCCAUUGAACUUUUUUCAUCCUUUUAUGUGUAGCUGUUAGGUACGACGAAUAUCACAAGAAAAGCUGCAUGUAAAUUGUGCUGGAUGAGGUAAUGCUAACUGCACAAACUGAUGGGAAUAGCUCUCUCAUGACCUAGUUCUGGUAGUCUGGGUUACACAGCGAUCCAAGAGAGGAAGUUAUAUUUAGUUAGGAGAACAAACUAGAAAAAGAGAGGAUGAGAAGUACUGUAGAGUCUGCAAAACACAAGAGUGAUGUAUAAGUAGGCAGACAAAGGAAUUCUAAUUGCAUUGUGGGAUAGUGGUUUGAGUCAUUUUAGGUAAGGCAAUUAAUCAGUUAAACAGUAUUUAAGAAGGGGAGGAGUGGAAAUUAGGAGACUGACAGAGGGGGAGGGAGUCUUGCUGUAGAAGUUGGUUGGCUGUCAGGAUCUCUCCAGAGGUCCUGCAUGUGUUUAAAAGACCAAAAAUACUUAGACAGAAAUGAGGAGAGGCUGUCAGAGGUGGAAAUGUUGACAGGCGAGUAGAAGAAAUGGGGAUUUCUCGUCGAACCACAAAGCUCUCAACGGCGAGGCCCGGAAGCAGUAAAACCUCGACGCGCACCCCGCGAUGCGGCCGUGCCGCUCAGAGCCGCAACACACCUGUACGGACGGUCAACAUCCGACCGCUGCCGCUGCGAAGCUCACCUCCAUACAAACAGCAUGCUCAAGCCACACAUCCACGCAAGGCGCACUCACGUCCGAUGCAGACUCACUGCUCGACCCAGCACCACGAGCAGCACAUGUCGCAUGCCGAUCAUCACUCAGGCUGCACCUUUUACUGCUAUUUUUGCUACUGCUGUUACAGCUGCUGCCUCAUGUUGCUCUCUUUUUCUCUCCUCCUCCUCCUUUCUCCGCCUCCCAACGCUCCUUUCUCUGAUCCCUCCUCCACUUUGACCUCAAAUACCACCACACCUCCUCCCUCCUCUCCAAUCACACAACUUUCAACUUCUUGUUUGGAUGAACUUUCCUGCUUCUGCCCGGAUGCCAACCUGACUUUGUCUCCAAUACCUCCCCAAUGCCCUCGACCUCUUUGUCUAAUCUCGGAUGAUUCCUCACCUCUCCUCAUCACGUCCUGUCCUGACCCAACCACCUCCGCCUGUCGUGGUUCCUCAUACUCCUCUUCAACAUCGGACUCCCUCCCACGUCCUCACAAACCAAUUCUCUGCCGGCCCUGGCCAUCAACCCGCUCUCUUUCCUCGUUACUCCUCUGCCCUCCCAGCUUUGGCGAUCCAGUCUUAUCCUAUGCCUCCACCCUGGAGCACAUUCCCACCCGGCCUCGGACGCUGCUGCGGCAGCAGAGUCUGCAGCAGCCCCUCAUCCACCCAUCGGGUGCGGGUCUCGGCCACCCUCCUACCACAUCCCAAAGCUUGGGACAGUUGCACACAGGACCUGGACAGCCUGGGGGAGGUGGUGGGGCAGGGAGAGGAGAUGGCGGCAGUAACAGUGGUGAGGGUGGGGGUGCAGGUACACGAGGCAGUGGCCGGGUUGCUCGGGGCGGUUCAGGGGGAGCAGCCGCCUCACGCUAUAGGGGAGGCGGAGCAGGAGGGCGCUCUCGUGGCAAUCCUGGAAGCUGGGAUUACAUGAUGGACCAGAUGAAGAACCGGGGCCUGGAUGUCAAGUCCUUCCUUGAAGGAAAGCUGGUGGUCCUGGCUUUGGCCAUUGGUGUGGCAGAGCAAGAUGACUUUGCCAAUAUCCCUGACCUGCAGGAAACAGCGCAGGCAGCACCACCAGCCAAUCAGGAGCCCCCUCCUGAGAAGAGGGGCAACAAGCCAGCAAACAGCCCCAAGGGUCACCCUCCUGAUGCUGACGGGCACUCUUCUGUAACUGACCUGGCGAACUCGCUCACUGGAGACAUGGUGAUGUUGUCCCCAGGUUCGGAGGAUGACGACGGUGAAGGGCCUGUCAGUGAAAAACUUGGUCGUAUCCAGUUCAGCAUAGGCUACAGCUUCCAGAAUACAACCCUUACCGUCAAAGUUCUCAAGGGCCAGGACCUGCCAGCCAAGGAUUUCUCCGGCACCUCGGACCCUUUCGUCAAAAUCUACCUGCUGCCUGACAAGAAGCACAAGUUGGAAACCAAGGUCAAGAGGAAGAACCUCAACCCCCACUGGAAUGAAACCUUCCUCUUUGAGGGCUUCCCUUACGAGAAGGUGAGAGAACGCACUCUCUACCUCCAGGUGUUGGACUACGACCGCUUCAGCAGGAACGACCCCAUUGGAGAGGUGUCAAUCCCCCUGAACAAGGUGGAACUAGGCCAGCUGAAGACCUUCUGGAAGGAGCUUAAGCCCUGCAGUGAUGGCAGUGGGAGACGAGGCGACCUGCUGGUGUCUCUCUGCUAUAAUCCCACUGCCAACACCAUCACUGUGAACAUCAUCAAAGCACGCCACCUUAAAGCCAUGGACAUCGGGGGCACCUCGGACCCUUACGUAAAGGUGUGGCUCAUGCACAAGGACAAGCGUGUUGAGAAGAAGAAGACGCCGGUGAUAAAGCGCUGUCUGAAUCCAGUUUUCAACGAGUCCUUCCCCUUUGACGUCCCUGCCCAUGUGCUGAGGGAGACUACCAUCAUCAUCACCGUCAUGGACAAGGACAGGCUUAGCCGUAACGAUGUUAUUGGCAAGAUCUACCUGUCGUGGAAGAGCGGGCCAGCAGAAGUAAAGCAUUGGAAGGACAUGCUCGCUCGGCCGCGUACUAACGUCGCACAGUGGCACUCUCUUAAGGCCUGAUUGCACCACCCAGCUUCCUCCAUGGCCACUUCCCUUCUCCUACUUCCAGCCCCUCUUUCCUCUCCCUUACUCCCGCUCCCGUCCUUAUGCACAAGACUGACUUGCUGCCAGGCUGCGAAACACGGGUACAAUUAGCCAUCUGCUCUCUUAAACCUUUAAACUCUUCUCUAUUUUCUUUUAGAAUCUCAAUUUCCUCUUCCACUUCUCUCUAAAUUUCUCUCCCCUUGUAUGUUUUUUUCUGUCGCCACUUUGCCAAUAGUCCCCCUGUUUCUGACUGUCUGUAUGUCUGUCUUCCUGUCCUUAUGCAAUCGGCCCAUGGAGGUCUAAUGAUCUGUUUAUUUGUCGCUGCAGUCCCUGACCAGUUAAACAAGUUGGUAUCUUAGAGAAUCAUAAUUUGAACUCAUUUAAUAUUGUUGUAUAAAUAGUACAGUUAUACAAUAUAAUACAUAAGGCACUGUAUGAACAUACAAGUGGAUGUCAGUAAAUUACAACACCAUUGUUUUGUUAACUUAGUGAUUCAGCUCAAAAAGUGAAACUCACUGCAUACCAAGUCAGCAAACUAGAGUAUUAUAUAUUUCCAGUCUUUAUGUCUGUUCAUUUUGAUGACUGUGAUGUACGGCUAAUAUGAACCCCAAAUUCAGUUUCUCGUAGAAGUAGGUUAUUACAUAAGACCAAUGAAAAAAAGUAAUACAGCAUUGUGGUGCUACAACAUGUACUGUAUGUACUCAAUAAUUGACUGGGGCCGCCAGCCUGUGGCUCUGCAGAUGUGUGCGCCAGCCUUCAGUUUAUCCUCAUUGUUGGCUCUGGUGCCUCGACUAUGUUUGAGCUUCAGACCAGGAGAGUUUGCAAUUUUGCCAUAUUCUGCUAGAAAAUAAAAUCUGCAUUUCUAUAAACCUUGUCAGCAGAGUGAAACAUGGAGUGCUCUAAAACCUUUUUGGUAAGCCUCUCUCCUGAUGUUGGACUCUAUAAAAUACAAUAGAACAACCUCAACUAUCUUGAACUCUGUGCCUCUUCCCUUUAUCUCCAGUCUCUGGGACCUUGAUUUACCAAUGAAAAAUAAAAUCUGCUUUUCUAAUAAAAAGAGGACUUUGGACAUGUCCUUUUUAAGAAUUAUUUGCCAGUGUCUUGCAUUCAGCAGUGUCUUAACACAGGGAAGGUAACAGUUGCAGAAUAUAUUUUGGAAAUGACUGUGUGCAGUAACUUUUAAGACUCUGACUCCAGCCUCAGUCAAUCCCUUGUGAGUCUCACCAAAAAUCAUACAUGAGUUAGAAUCCUCUCAAGGCUUCAGUUAUCCCUGUUGCCUGUGCCAGAUUUUCUGCCACCCUUUUCCCUUCCACUCAACUUUUCAAUUAGCAGCACACUCUUGUGGUUUUCCACCUUUGUACAGAAUGUCAGUUUCUGUCUGCUGCUAUAUUCAAUUUAUUUCAGAAACAGAAAUUUGGGUUUUCAUUAGUUGUAAUCGGUAAUGAUCAAAAUAAAGAGACAUAAAUGCCCCAAAUAUAUGAUCUUUGUAGCGAAUCUCUAUUAAUUAUUAAUUUUAUUAACUAAUUAACUUUUCUGUGACGUUAGGAUGCAACUGUACCCAUCUUAUGAUUAUAAAUUUUAGCUAUGUAGAUUGGCAGGGUUUCACCUAUGAACACUAGUUAACUAUAUUUUAGCCAUAUUCUGUCACCUGUUUCCCUGUUUCAUUAGUCUUUUCAUUGACCCUAUUGUUCUCAUUAUUUGUCUCAAGUUUAUUACAUUUUUCUCUCAUAGCAAACCUUUUCUCCUUUACUCAAGAAUAGUUUAAUGUUCAGCUGAAGUCUUUCAAAGUGAUCGAUAAUAGGUUUGUGAUGAAACAAGCUGAACUCAGGAUGGAUUUGUUCACACUCUUGUCUCUCCUCUUCCGUCUAUUCUCCUCUCUGUACUCUUUUUUUUUUCCUCUUCUCUUCCUUCUGGCACAAUAUUAGUGACUUACUUUUCCCCACCACUCCUCUCACAACAACCCUCUUUCUGGAGCCUUCCUUGUCGUCUGUGUGCUGUGGGUGCUGUGUUGUAGCUCCAACAAAAAUAGAGAUUAAAAAAAGCAACUAAACUUUCCAAAGCUGGGAAAAGAGGGGACACAAACUUGUGACAUGGAUCUGUCCCGAUUUUUCCAGAAAGAAAAAAAAAAGACACGGAGAGAGAAAAAAGAAGAUGAAAUCCUAGGAUGUCACUUUUCAUGCAUCACCAACCGAGGGAACUAAUUGAAAUCUUCCAAUGUUCACAGAAAAAUCGAGGGUUAGAGCAAAGUUUGUGCACAUGGAUUCAGCUGUGUGCACACACUUCUCUUCUUCCUGUGCUCUUCUGUCAUGCUGGUGGGUGUCCACUUCCAGCAGGUUGGACUGUAUAGUUAGACUGCUGUGUUAAUGUAUGCCUUCUGCCAGUUGAGUGUGCAUUUACAGGAGCAGCACACUGAACUUUACAGAAAUCUUCUUCUCUUUUCUCUUUCUUCUCUUGCGCUCUUCUUGCUCUUCUUACUGCCAUUGUUUCCCCAUCCUCUACUGCCCUGCCUUCUGAACGAGGGCACGGGGAAGUUCAUUUUGCACUUUUUUGAAAAUGUAAUAAAAAUAAUAAUGAUGAUUAUAAUUUUUGAUGACGAUGAUGGUGAUGAUUAUAGCUGUGGUGAAAAUCAAGGGAGGAGAAUCUGGAAGGGUUGGUUGCAGUCAGGGGGGGAGAGGAGACGUCUGCUUGGUGUUUUCAGGGUUUGGAGUUGAAGCGGAGGACACAGAGGAUGCAGGGCUCUCAUCCUCUUCUUGGUCUUUUUUGUGUUUUUUUGUUUUUUUUUCUUAUUCUCAGAGUACUUAUGUGUGCUUGUGUGUGUAUUUGGAAGGAAACUGCAGGACUCCUGGUGGGAGUCCACUGAUGUUUGAAAUGUCAGGCUGGGAUGGAGAUUCAAGGCACGUUUGCUUGUCUCAUGGAGACUGGCCAGCACAACAGUGCUAUUACACAAUGUGUCGAUUAACAUCAAGCUUGUCAGAGCUGAAAGCCACAGCCUGCACAUUGUUAUUCUGAAUGAGUCCAAAAGAGAACAGUUUUUAUAUAUAAGUAUAUAUAGCGACAAGAAAAGGCAGUUCUUAACCAUGUUCUGAAUUUUAGUUGCAAUUCAUAGGAAUUAUAAAUGACGGACAGUGUGUGCAAUAUUAGAUGAUUGACUUGUCUGCCUCUAUAAGAUACUGCAGGAGUGGAUUAGAUGUUAUCUAAUGCAGUAAUAGUUGCCCAGUUUGUCAGAAACAUUCAGCUUAGCUUCAUACCUGUGGAAAUAAAGCUGUCAUAAAGCAGCAACAAUAAAACUUAAUUAGAUGCUCAGUAAUUAGAUGCUCAUAGAUAUCUCUGCUCUGUCUUAGUUUGCUGUUUAUCCCAGUUGUUUGCAGUUCACCUUUAAAACACUCUUGUAAAGUUUUGCAUUUAAUUCUGUCCCAGGGUUUCCCUUUAGCAGUCCCUAAUCUUUCUACACCUUGGCACUUUAUUCAGGAAGUAGCUAAAAUAUUUAGCUGAAUUAUCAGUACUGUGUUUUUCAAUUAAUUAAAAUUUAAUGGCAAAUGUACCCUAAUGCAAAUACAUCUAUUUAAACAUAUUUAAAUUUCCAGUAUAAUAUAAUAGCUUUCUAAACCAAAAGUAUGUACCAGAAAUUACUUGAAUUGAGUUAUAUAAAGCUCAUUGAAGUAAGAAAACCUACUUAAAUAAGAAGACUCAAAUCACUGUAUAUUACUGUAUAAUACCUACUUAUGUCAAAGUGUCAAAUACUGAAGCACCUCAAUGUUUCAUUGGGGUAAGAUAUAAGUAAGUAAGUAAAUUCAGCUUUAUUUAUUUAUCAUAUUUUCACACAAAUGUCACAAAGUGUAUCAUAAAAAGGGUAAUUUUAAUAAACCACACAGAAGUGUACAAUACAGAAGCCAAAACACAACCCAAUCAUCUUGUGACAAUCUAUUAUAAAUAAAAGAAAAACCUAAUUUUGUCUAUGUUCUUAAGGACAAAGAAAUAAAAUGCUUUAAACUUUACAUCAUAACAGUUAUGGAGAAUGUAGACUAUUUUGAAAGUGUUAAUUCUGCUGUGAUUAUUAACAAUUAGUAACAGCAAUACCAAAUAAAAUAUAAAGGAAGAUUUCAAAUUAAAAACUAUAGCGGUUAUUUGGCUGAUAAAAAAUGGUAAAUCAGAAAAUAUAAAUUUUUCACUUUUGAUUUGCAAGCACAGCUGUUUGUUGUUUCUCUUUUGUUUCCAUGUUUACAGGCUAUAAGACAAUUUCCAUUAACCUUUCUCCAAAUCAACACAGAAAACUAGGAAACCCUACGCCAUUAAAUGUAGGCUUACUUGCUAUAAUAGUAAGUCUGUAUAAGCAAAUCCAAGACUUAAUCUAUAUAAAUACUAUUUUUUGAGUAUAUCUAUGUAACAAUAUUGAAAGAUGAUGCGAUUAUUUUAAUAUUGUAAAACCUUUUUUCCUGGAAGUCAUCUAUCUGCAUAUAUGGAUGAUCUACUAUUAUAUAUCUCAUAAACUUUGAAAUAUGCCGAUAUUGGAACAGUAAUUUGAGUAUGAACAACUAUUAAAGCUGAUGCAAUUUUUAUGGAGUUACUGUUCUAAUUUCCUGUAUCUGCUGACUGUGCUGCCAUCCUAAUGAUAGUUUACUCUUGAGAAGGGACAAAUAGUGAGGCAGUUAGUUUGGUUGUGUAUUUUUUUAUUUUUAUUAUUUCCAUUACUUUAAAAAUUAAAAACAAAUUUGGUCUUUAUUCUUAAACUAGGAAAAUGUAAUGCAAUAAAAUUGUGUUUUUGCUGUUUGAGAAUAUUGAUCAAGUUUCAUCUUCCCUUACAGACUAGGAAACCAAACAGCAGCUAUAAAGAAAGAAGCAUUUACUGCAUGUUUUAAUACCCAAACAGUAGGAGGUUUCCCUAUCUGCGUUUAUUUUAUUAGCAAUUGCUUCCCACCACCUUGUGUUCAGUUUCCAAGGUAACCAAGUGCUUGAUUGCUUAAUGGUUUGUGACAGUCCUCUUGAAUUAUGUUUACUAUUCAAGAUGUAAUGCAGAUAUCGGCCACAGCAUUUGAAUAUAGUUUUUUUUCCCUUGCCCCCCAUCUUCUUUGUUGCCGAUGCAGAAGGAUGUUAGUUAGUAGCAUUAAUACUUCAUCAAUAUGUGCAGGAAACUUGUUUUUCUUUUUGUCUAUGUCUAUAGUGAUGUCUCUAGAUUAGUUUGCUUUAGAGAUGAGCAACUGGAUGAAACAUAUUUAGAUGAGAUGAUAAAGAAAAGCACAGCAGACUGAUCUUUGUGGGUGUAAAUGUUCAAGAAGCUGUCUCCCCACAUUUCUUGGGCUAACAGUUACUCACCAGUCCAACUAGUUGUUAGCUUAAUUCCUUCUCAAAUCUCUUCUUGAUUCUCUACACUGAGAUUCUUCUAAUUUCUACUUAAUUUGAAACCCACUGUGUAAAGACUGCUUAAUAAGCGAGUCCAUACAUAGCACAGCUUCUGCUAACUCUGCUUUUUUAUCUCUUUUGAUUCACACUAAAGAUGGUGUCAGCAUACAACUGUGCAGUUGUAAACUGGCCAGCACUGUAUAACUCCUCCUCAUGAGUGUCGGUAAGCUUUUCUGGACAGCAUGCGGUGUGCCGAGUAUGUUCUGGGCACUGUCUUUCAUGUGGGCCUCAGUGCUGGCUGCUGUGAUGCACUGAUCCAGUCCAGUGCCCUUCAGAACAAUUGGCCAUCCAUGGAACAGGGCUCACUGUUUUGACAGCCAGUGCCUGCAGUGUCACAGCACAUUACACUCCCAUUAGGUGGUCAGAAAGGAGCAAUAUCUGCUUCCUUGAACCUGGGGGGGUUCACUAUUUGCAAAAAUAACUCUGGCUAAGAAAAAAGAGAUAUGGAGCAGUUUUAUAACUCACAUGCGUGCAAGUAAAAGUCUUGUCACCCAUCCGUUAGCUUGGUCAGCUUUAUCUUUGCUAAUAUAGGAGCUUUUCCCAGCUAGAAUUAGGCAAGGGAGUGAGUACACCCUGAACAGGUGCCAAGACCAUCACAAGGCUAACACAAGGACAGCCAAUGCCUAACAAUGGAUGUUUGUGGACAUCAGGUGACAUCAGGCCCCCAGGUGACCAGCAGUCCCUUUUUCCAGUUAUCUGUCAAUGCAAACCGCUGCUCCACCUGGCUUGUCAGGUAAAGACAGAAACUAAUCAGUGUAAUCACUCCUGAAGGUGUGAAAACACUUUCUGGACCUAUUAAGUCAUCAGUUUUUCGGCCAUUUCCCUUUAACUGAGUUACAUAUUAUUCAGAAGGCUGAGCUACAGGGCUUUAUAAAGUAGUCCUCAGUCACCCUGUGAGCUUGGAGAUACGCUGUUAUUUUUAUAACAUGAGGCAGAUUGUGAAGUCACUCAUCCUUGAAAAUAGACUGCUGAGAAGACUUUUGGACUUCUAGAAGUCUAAGCUCUGCUCUUUAAUCCAGAUGACCUCCUGAAUAAAAAAAAUAUUGGUCAGUGUUGGCAGGAUGUAUAAAUAACUUAUCUGGAAAUUUCAUAACUUUUCUUUUGACCACAAACUGAUCCUUCACCUUUAUGAUUAAUGGUAUCUUUAUAGUUUAAAAGAAACUGUUGCUUAUUUUUUUAGGAAGCGUAGCCGUCAUCUCAGACCUGGAUAUUUAUGAGGAUUACUUGUAUAAAAUGAGAUACAGCUAAGUUUCCUUUAGUGGUUAAAAUAGAAGAAGCAUUGAUGCUCUCAGUUGUGACUACUCUUAAAUGUUUGACUCUGAAAAAUUGUGAGGGAAAAUGCUGUGUGUUUGCUAUAAUGCCUGUUCCCUCAUGGUAUAUUUCGUUUGACAACAGUCUAAAUCCUUCAGAAAGCUUUUAUCUGUAAAAUAAUAAGAAUCCCCUAAUUUAUCUUUGUUUUCUGCCAUCAACUCAACAACCAAAACGCUAAAAUGGAUGGAAAGUUUAAAUCUAAACAUAUGGAGACGUUACCAAAUACCACUUUUUAAUUGCACUGCCACCUCUCUCACACCUCUAAAUGUGUUGCGCUUUCUUGGCACCAACAAUGUCAGGAGUGACCUUCAGCAAGCCAGGGCUCAUGAAUAUACCAAAAGAGGAUUACAGAUGUUCCCAAUCAAGACCCCCCCCCCCCCCCACACCCCCAGACACGGGGUCCAAUUGGUGUGUUUGUUCAGCCUCAGUGCUGUCUCUCAUCAUUAUAUUCAAUUCCUAGGAGAACCAAUGAACAGGUUCUGGUGUGUGCCUGAGUAAAAAAACUUUACUACAUUUCCCUGUAAGUUUAUGUUCUUUUUCUGCAAUAAGUAGACUUUUUGUCUCUAAAACCCUUCCCAGACCUGUAUUGUCACCUGUAGUCACGAUGUGUAAAAGCUUUAAAAUAGAUUAAUCUUUUACUUCUCUGAUUGACAAAUAUUGAAAAAUCUAAUAUUUAAUUUUAGAACAUUUUCUAAGUGUAUAAAGCAAGGUCUCUUUUUAAAAUCUAAUUGUAUUAUGUUCUCUCUUUUAAACUACAUAGUCUCUCUAGAUUUGGUUCACUACAUAGGCUCGGGGACUGGAAUGAUGAUGGUAGAAAUGCUUAUUGUAUUUUAAACCAUUAUUAUAUCAUAAGCCCAAAUUUGAACCCGUUUUCAGAUUUCUGGCAGGACCCACCAAACUUAACUUUUAAAUGUUCUGGUAUUUCAAGCAGUUCCAAGUGGGUUUUUGAAGACAAACAGGAACCCGCCAUCACAAAACUGCCAUACUUAACAGUGAGCCUGAGGCACGUUACCUCACAUUCACCUUUUGUUUCAUGGCGGGUCAACCUGGAAUGUUUGCUGCAGAAAAAUCUUGCUCUCAAUUUGAAAUUUGGCACAGACAAUCAUAGUUCCCCAAAGAUGAUCCUAGCUGACUUAUUUAUAGCUUUCUUAAAAUUAAAUAAAUCCAUGUCUGAAUUUUAAUAUCUUGACAUGCUAUUUUGUACAUUUCCAGGCAUUUUAAAAAGUUGAAUUAUAUUUACUAAACUUAUAUAAUUAGCUUAAACCUCUCUCUACUGAAGAGGUCCUACCUGUUCCUUAUGUUCCCUUGAGAUUUAUGAUGGUGUUUGUCCUUGUCUCAUUCCUCCUUCCCUUAAUUUUCCAUCGUAGUUUUCCUUGAUGGAUUUCUUAAGUUAGGCAUCAGUGACUCACUCUAUUGGAAAGGUGCCUGCUCUGCUGUAGUCUUUGCUAAAUUAAAUUAGGGUUGUUCUUUCUCUUGGAGACCUUAAUGUCUGUGUGUGGAUUAAAGUGAGGCUGUGGUAAUCCCAUCCUGGAGGAACAUCUUGGCUGCCUGUGCUUUAUUCUGCUGAAUCAUGUUGUGACACCUGAGUAAGUUCAGGAGUCACCUGGCUCACCUUCGCUGUUUGUCUGUGCGUUCGUCCUGCCCUGCACCGACAGACCUCUCCUCUCCCUCCGACUCACCCUUUCAAUUGUUUUAAGCAUCUGGUGAAAACCAGUGUGACUCCUUCCAUUCAGGGUUGUAUGAAUAGUAACAACACGAAUAUGAAAAACAACAACGAGUAAUAAUUUUCUUUCUGUUCACAUUUGACUGUUGGUUAGUGUGUACUUGGUGUUCUUGUGUUUUUAUUUCUUUACAGAGCAUUGUGAAGAAUAAUUAUUUUUUUCCUUUUUGUUUUUUAAAAGACUUUAUGUAAAUAUUGUUGGUGAAAAUUAACAUUUAUUGUACUCCGAGUUUUCAUUUGUCACUCAAGGCGAUGAAGAAAACAACGAUACACAUGAAUAACAAUGGUGAUGUUGAUGAUGAUGACGAUGAAGCUGAUUAUACCUGCCCUUCUUGAAUAAGGGCUUUUGAUGUCUGCUGUAUUUUUGUUGGGGGCGUCGUGAGGUCAAGGCAAGACAAGCGACGGGGAAGGAGUGGUACCCGACACAUCCCAGGUUCUUUGUAGCAACACUGCCACAAGUCCCAGAAUACACACAGGUAACUCAAGGCGACACAAAUUGUAGCCAUGAAGCAUCAUUGCAUUCUUACAUUCUUUGCAGUGUGUGAGAACAACACACACCUCCUUGUUGAGUCACUCCGACCCAGUCGCUUGGCAUCACAUCCCCCCCCGUCAGCUUACAGGCUCUGGGAUUUACUGAAAUGCCAUUGUGUUAGAUGGGAUUGACCCUGUCCUGACACUCAUGAUGCCUUGCUCAUUGAAUUUGGAGUCAUUAUUGAUGUGUAGGGAGCCAUACAUAAGGAUGGGCCUGGCUUCCAUCAUCCUAUAGCAACAAGGGUAAUUUGCAUGCAUGUUUUAGUUCCCAAGUGGGCUGAUGUGAACUUGCCAAAUAACCGGCUUGUCGGUUGCUUGGUUUUUUGCAAGAGCUCUCAAACGCCAGCAAGGACAGUCCAGGAUUAGAGAGACAGCCAAACUAUAAACUGCCAUAUUGUGAUGUAAAAAAAAACUCAUAUAACAAUACUUGCACCAUCUUUCCUCUUUAAAACAGAUUUUAGCUGUGCCAUAUAACAACAUAUCCCUUCGUUUUCUCCAGGACUCAUCUGCAACAUGCUGUUAGAUGUUAAAUCAUGUAUUAGUUGUAACUUCAGAGAAUGCUGAAGGAGCUUUUCUGUGCCGAUUGAUCAUUAAGUAGUAAGGAUAUAAAGUGAUGUCACACUGUGUGUGAAAGAGAGGAGUUGGUGUUGCAUAGUUCUGCAAUUUAACAAGAUUUUGGAAAUGUGUCAAAACAUCUCAAAAUAUCUUUGCACUUUGAGCUUAGCACAAUUAGUAAGAUUAGCUCACUUAACUUUGCAAACUAUGAAUGGUUAUCAUGUGUGCUCGCUGAAGACUGAGCAAAAACUGUGAAGACUACCAAUUCAGCAUGUUCCCCGACAGACAGAAUUGAAUUAAAACAGAGCUAUUUUGCUGCAAUGCAUCCAGCCUUGCUUUUAAAAUGUUGGUGCCUCAUGUGACUUCAUUUUUAAAUGCCUCAUCUGUGCUGAAAACAGCUAACUUUGCUCAGUAACAACUUCCAAACCAAAGAGAGUUUUUGUCAGUCUGACAUGUUGGCGCCUGUGUUUUCUGAGCCUAAAAAAGAUUGGAUUUUCAAGUCAAUCAGUCACCGCUAAGAGUUGAAUAAGUGUAAAAUUUUAAUUCUGGCCGCUAGAUGAUUUCUCGGUGCAACGCUGCAAUUUAUUCUCUUUGGAAUAAAUGAGGAAUCAAAAUGCACUUUUAUUUAUGUUCAAAGCAUGCUAUGACUUUGUAAAACAUUGGUAAAAUCAGGUUUGUGGUCAACUACCAUAAAUCCUACUUUGUCAGAUUUUUUUAUAUGCUGCACCCUCAUGUUUCAGGCCCAGCAUCCGCACAGUGCAGCAGCGGAGCUGAUCAGUUUCAGGUUUCUUUGAGGAGCGUCUCUGACCUGACAUGGUUUAGCAGAUACUGCCAGCAGCUGAAUCCAGGAAAGACAGUGGAUACAGUUCUACCUUCAUCUGUAAUACCACCCCUCUGAGGGAGUCCCACAGGGACGCUGAAGCUCCACCACGCUAACCAAAAAUAAAGCCCAGCUACUUUCCCCUCCAAACUCGAUCUGAUGCUGAUUGUGAAUGAGAUGCAGGCUGAGCGGCGUCUAAAUCCUGCCAUUUAUACAGAGAUUUUUAAAUCAGGGAGGUAAUAAGCAAUACUCUUAACUGACCUACUGAAUCUAAACUGAGAGGGGUUUUAUUUUUGCAUUGAGGGAUGUCAAGGGUAACACUCCUGCUUUUUGGUUGGGUUUUUAACUCCUUUCUCCACUUGCCUUGGCCCACCUCUUCAACAAAGAGUGCUCUAACUUUAAACACAAUUGUGAUGUGUACAAUCUGAUUCCAUGUAUUUAUUUAUGCAUUUUUCUUUUGCCAACUUUGUAUAGUGUACAAAUAUCUAUAAAUAUACAAACCAUGACAGUACUGUAUAGAUUUUAGCUGCCUGGUAAGGUUAAUAGUAUAUACUUGGUAGACUAAAAGAAAAAGCGUAGAGCUGUUCAAAAGCCAGAUACUGAGAAAAAAAAGAUUGCUUUCUGUAAGACCCGUUACCACUGGCUCUUUUUUAUAUUCUAAGUUUCUGCUUUCUUUUUUCAUUGUAGCCAGUGGGAUUUUUUUUGUCCAUUUGUUUUGCUUUUGGUUUUUUUGGGGUUUUUCUUUUUUUUGACAAGACACAGCAAGGUUCUGGCAGCCAGGAGAGCGCAGUGGAACGCAGACUGGAACCCUGUGCAGUUGUGAGUGUUUUUAGGUGUGCGUCCGUCCAUCGUAGUGCUUAGUGCUCUUUGUGCAGUGCCUCCCUCCUCCCUCUUUUUCUCUUACGCAGAUUGCUCGCUAAGAUGCAGGAUGAUUGUGUUUGCUGAGGCUAGCUGAUGCCCUCCUCCUUUCUCUUUUUUUAUCCUCACAUCCGCUCUGUUUCUUCAUUACACCGCUUAGUUUUAAUCCUCCACUAAGUAUAGAUUUCCACUUCCUCUGCUCGAUUGUUCAUUUACUAUCCCAUUCAGAUGAUAAUGCGCACACCACCAGAGUCUAAUUUCCUGGUAAUCCAUUCCAUCCCCCAUCAUCUAUCCUGGAUUCUUUGUCCAUUAGGAUCUCCCAUUUGUCACCCUCCAUGUUACUUUUUCUAUAGAGCUCUGUGGACCAGAGAAUAAACAAAAAAAAGAGGAGAUCCAUGUUCCUCAUCCCAAGUCAAGCCUCAUCACUACAACUCUGAGGAGAUGGAACAGAAUCAGCUCAGCAUGCAGCAACACAAAGCAGCCAUAUUAAAGUCAAGCACAGAUGUGAGAGUUUAUGUUGUGGCGGCUUCACUGCUGCCUGUUUGUAGCAAGAGCGAGAGGAAAAAAAAAAACGCCUUAAAGAUCGGACCAACCACACAUAUAGAUACUGGGAUGUGUACAUUUGUGGAAACCCUCCCUUUUUCUGCACCACUUUUAUUACUUGGUAUUCCAGUGUGUUGCUUGGUUGCUUUGUACAUAUCUGUGUAGUACUUCUGUUGAUGUCCUCGUACUGGUAUAGUAAAGGGUUCUUACUGGGUGGCCUCGGCUGACGCCCUCCCUCUCCUGUUCUCGUCUCAUUCUCCUUAAACGAAAACUUCAAACAUUCCAUUUGAACCUGAACCAAACAGCUACUAAAGAUGAUUGGAUCUCACUAGGAGCUAAAGAGAAAGGACCAAACUGCAGACGUCUCUCACUGGAGCCAUGAUAAUAACCGAGACGCCUUGGUCACGUCCCUCUGAGGGCCGCAGAACCUCCACUCAUCUGCACGCGACUCUCUGCUUCUUCCAACCCACCUCCUCUCUGGUCUGCCCUGGUUUGGAACAGAAGGGUGAGACAGAGGGACCGGGUCGGGAGAGCCCUGGGAGGCAGCGGAGAGCUGCGUCUCUGCGGUCGCGCCCAGCAAAGGGAGGGAGGGCGUCUCAGGGCGGAGCUCAGUAGCACUUUGGUUUUGCGUUCCAUGUUUAUUUUUUUCAGCCUCUCCUGUUUUUUGGGCCGAGCGGACUGUGAUCUUACUGGGUUUUGUUUUUGUUUUUCUGUGUUCUCGCUCUCCUCCACUCAUCAGUGUUACAGUGUGCUGGGUGGACGGAGCCUUGGAGCUGAGCUCUGAUGUUGUUCCAUAUUAAAGAAUCAUUUUUGCUA
This is a messenger RNA of Gambusia affinis (western mosquitofish), 15338 nucleotides long. It is a transcript of the gene syt7a, whose product is annotated as synaptotagmin VIIa. The transcript is spliced from 8 exons. NCBI's taxonomy places the organism in Eukaryota, Metazoa, Chordata, Actinopteri, Cyprinodontiformes, Poeciliidae. Gene Ontology annotation, biological process: regulation of calcium ion-dependent exocytosis; cellular response to calcium ion; vesicle fusion. Gene Ontology annotation, cellular component: synaptic vesicle; synapse; axon. Gene Ontology annotation, molecular function: phosphatidylserine binding; SNARE binding; clathrin binding. The record is from RefSeq and is a predicted model, not a curated record. The coding region runs from base 535 to 2763 and encodes 742 amino acids.